Molecule: messenger RNA, 908 nt
Organism: Triplophysa dalaica
Lineage: Eukaryota; Metazoa; Chordata; Actinopteri; Cypriniformes; Nemacheilidae
Product: E3 ubiquitin-protein ligase NEURL3-like
Exons: 4
Coding region: 27-908 (293 amino acids)
Molecular function (GO): ubiquitin protein ligase activity
Source: RefSeq, a predicted model, not a curated record
ACCAACUGCAUAGCUGGACAAAAAGGAUGACACCGAAAAAGAAAGAGAGGAAGAUGCAAAUAUCAAGAACUGAGUCACCACACCAAUGUGUGUGUCACAAGCGCAGAUGUCUGGGUGCGCUUUCCUUCCAUUCAAAUGUUAAAGGGCAUCUGAUAACUCUGGGUGAAGGUGGUCGACGGGCGACCAGAGACGAGUCGUCGUUUCGUCACGGUCUUGUGUUUAGCGAGAGACCGCUACAGAUACGGGAGAAGGUGCGCCUGCGAAUCGAGCGCUCCUCGUCAAGUUGGCAGGGCUCGCUGCGGGUCGGGUUUGCCAAUGUUUCACCCGAGAACAUAUCUGUACCCCCUCUGGCGAUACCAGACUUGACUGACUGCGAACUGUAUGCAGCGAAAGUUCUUCCCGAUAGCACGUGCUACCCUGGAUCAGAGAUUGAGUUCUGGAUCGACAGGGUCGGCAGUCUGUUCACGCGAUUUUCUGACGGGACAACGUCGUUUCAGUCGACCACUCUGAAUAUUCACUGGCCCAUCUGGGCGAUGAUUGACGUCUAUGGACAGACAACUGCAGUGGUGUUGCUUGGUUCCAAAAAGAAGGGUCUGAUACACACCUACACAUCCUGCCCCGCGUUCACACACAACAAACAAAAGAAUCAUGACUGUGGCUAUAGGAACAUGAGCAAAGCAAUUCUGGAAAGUAUGAGCAUGCAGGAACAUAGAAAUCAUCAGGCUAAAAACAAAGGUCUUGAAACUUUCAACUGUGAAGACUGUGUAGUGUGUUGCAGUAACGCCUCAGACACUCUUCUGAGUUGUGGACAUAAAUGUGUUUGUACCCCAUGUGCCAUAAGAGUUUAUGAUAAAUUUGGUACCUGUCCCCUGUGUCGUCAGUGCAUAUGCCUCGUCCAGAUUAACUAG